Messenger RNA from Saccostrea echinata, 1315 nucleotides. Its product is annotated as protein draper-like. The transcript is spliced from 10 exons. Gene Ontology annotation, molecular function: scavenger receptor activity. The coding region runs from base 401 to 1315 and encodes 304 amino acids. The record is from RefSeq and is a predicted model, not a curated record. Lineage: Eukaryota; Metazoa; Mollusca; Bivalvia; Ostreida; Ostreidae.
UAUCAUUUUGGAUGUACUAAUACAUGCAGUGAUAAGUGUGAGGACAAACAUUGUGAUGCUUUUAACGGAUCAUGUAUUUAUGGCUGUUCUAAUCCCAGUGCCGUGUCCUUAGAUUGUAUUGUGUGUGAUGACGGGACUUAUGCUUAUAAUGGAGGAUGUGUACAAUGCGGGUACUGUAAAGAUGACACACCCUGUGCAAAAGAAACCGGAAAUUGUUCGUCUGGCUGUAUGAAAAAGUAGACAGGGGAUCUUUGUAAAAAAUGUGCUGAUGGUUACUAUGACCAGAACUGUAGUACCCAGUGUGGAAAUUGUCGAGUGGGAUUUUGUGAAAAGAAAAAUGGAAGCUGCCUAUCGGGUUGCAAACUGAAUUGGAAAGAACCUUUAUGUCAAGAAUGUGCUGAUGGUUACUAUGACCAGAAUUGUAAUACCCAGUGUGGUAAUUGUCGAGAGGGAUUUUGUGACAAGAAAGACGGAAGCUGUCUAUUAUGGUUGCAUACUGAACUGGAAAGAACCUUUGUGUCAAGAAUGUGCUGACGGUUACUAUGACAAGAAUUGUAGUGCCCAGUGUGGAAAUUGUCUUGAAGGAUUUUGUAAUAAGAAAGACGGAAGAUGUUUAUCUGAUUGCAAAUUGAACUGGAAAGAACCUUUAUGUCAAGAAUGUUCUGAUGGUUAUUAUGGCCAGAAUUGUAGUACCCAGUGUGGAAAUUGUCUUGAAGGAUUUUGUGACAAGAAAAAUGGAAGCUGUCUAUCUGGUUGUAAUCUUAACUGGAAAGAGCCUUUAUGUCAAGAAUGUGUUGACGGAUUUUAUGACGAAGACUGCAGUAGACAAUGCGGAUAUUGUCUUGGAGGAGUUUGUGACAAGACAAAUGGAACUUGUAUUAGUGGAUGUACAGCAAACUGGAGGGAACCUUUGUGUCAAGAAUGUAUUGACGGAUUCUAUGACCAGAAUUGCAGCACUAAGUGUGGUGAAUGUCGAAGUAAAUUUUGUGACAAGAAAAAUGGAAGCUGCUUAAAAGGUUGCAAAAGCAACUGGAAAGAACCUUUUUGUCAGGAGUGUAUUGACGGAUUUUACGGCCAGAAUUGCAGCGCUAAGUGUGGGAAUUGUCGUGGAGAAUCUUGUGACAAGAAAACUGGAAGCUGUUUAAAUGGUUGCAAAACAAACUGGAAAGAACCCUUUUGUCAAGUAUUUGCUGCAACACUAGAGGAAGAGGAAAAUAAUGCGGCCAUAGUCGGAGGGACUGUUGCAGCCGUCUUAAUUGCAGUAUUAGCUGGAGUUUUCAUAACAAUAUUUUACAGGUUAAUGCAACAGUUCUAA